AAAGGGUAUCCACGAUGAGCAAUCUACAGCUCUCCCGUGUCAUUUGGACGUAAUUGCAAUGAAGAGCAAUGAGAAGGGUUACAAGACACUUGUGAAGUGGGGUUGAGCCAGAGGGAGAGAGAGAGGAGGAGGAGGAGUAGAGGGAAAACCAUCCUCCGUCCUGUAGAUCCAUCAGUGGGCAGGCUGGAGACGGAUGAAAGCUCUCCUCCCAUCCUUCUCUGCUGCAUCCAUCCGCUCUCUUAUCCAUCUAUCCAUCCACCACCCCAUCCACCCAUUCAUCUCCAAGGGCGUCUCAAGGGGUGACAAGACCCGACUGAACGGCAAUGUAUACGCGGACGCGUGCGUGUGCGUGAGUCAUCCGUGUGCGUGAGCCUCUGCGCGCGUCUGGUCUUGUCUGUGGAACCUCCGACAUGAGGGGCUGAAACAGAACCGACAGAAGGAUGAAAAUGCUCCGGUUUCGCAGCCCCAGCCUCCGCUCCUUGGACCAGGAGAUCCUCUGUACGAUCCGGUUACUGGACGACUCCGAGAUCUCCUGCAGCAUUCAGAGAGACACCAGAGGCCAGUUCCUGUUGGACCAUGUGUGCAAUCACUACAACCUGCUUGAGAAAGACUACUUUGGUAUUCGAUAUGUAGAUCCCGAGAAACAAAGGCACUGGCUGGAGCCCAAUAAACCCGUAGUGAGGCAGAUGAAGUCAGCUCAGCAGCCGUACACGAUGUGCUUCCGGGUCAAGUUUUACCCGCAUGAGCCAAUGAAAAUCAAGGAAGAGCUCACCAGGUAUCUCCUGUACCUUCAGCUGAAGAGAGACAUCUACCAUGGUCGUCUACUGUGUCCUUUUGCUGAAGCUGCAUAUCUGGGAGCCUGCAUCAUACAGGCUGAGCUUGGGGACUAUGACCCAGAGGAGCACCCAUCAGACUACAUCAGAGACUUCAAGCUGUUCCCUAAACAAUCCCUCAAACUGGAGAGGAAGAUUAUGGAAAUUCACAAGAAUGAGCUCAGAGGCCAGUGUGCUGCACUAGCAGAGCUGAACAUGCUCCAAAGGGCUCACAGUCUUGAAACAUAUGGAGUCGACCCUCACCCAUGCAAGGACUUUACGGGCUCUACUGCCUUUCUUGGGUUCACAGCCACAGGUUUUGUGGUCUUCCAGGGAAACAAGAGGAUUCACCUCCUCAAAUGGGCUGACGUUAGCAAGCUGAAGUUUGAAGGAAAAACCUUUUACGUCAUUGGCAUUCAGAAAGAGAUCUCCUUAACAGGCAGGAUUCACUGUAACAGGAUGUCAUCUCUGAAGAAGCUGGUGUUGACAUUUCACACCUCGACCCCUGCAGCGUGUAAGCACUUAUGGAAGUGCGGGGUGGAGAACCAGGCCUUUUACAAGUGUGCAAAGUCAAGUCAGAUAAAAACAGUUUCCAGCAGUAAUAUCUUCUUCAAAGGCAGCAGGUUCAGAUACAGUGGCAGAGUAGCCAAGGAAGUGAUAGAAGCCAGCUCCAAAAUUCAGAGAGAGCCACCAGAAGUGCGCAGAGCUCAGUUUGGUCAGAGUCGAAGUUUUAACUCUCUGAGCCAUAAAAAUCUCAUCAUGAACAUGGAACCUUUGGUACCUGCACUGCCCUCCACUAACGAAUACGAAGAGACGGCCAUGGACAGCGGUGUUGCUCCCGUGAAGGACUCGGUUCCCCUGUCUCCCCUCAAAUCUUUAGCUGGGUCUGCAGAUGCAGAGCAGCAAAGUACUGAAGCAGGAAACUCUGCUUCAGGCAAUGACUUGCAGCCUCGUGUUUCCAUGGAAACCUCAAGUCUCCGACCUCAAACACCCAAAGCUGAACAUGAAUUGGAGGAAGACGAUGAGGCCAGCGGCGCACUGACCAUUUCUGAGCUUACUUACAGUCCCUGUGCCAGCAUGCUUCCCACCCCAGUGGACGACAGCCAGGGAGGAGUCGACUUGCUCUUCUCCUCUCCAGUUCAAAGCCCCGUCAGAUUGCUGAGGGAGCUCCAUGCUGAUCCCGACAUCCAGGCCCAGCUGGAGGCCGAGAGGGAGCGAGACAGGGCCUAUGAGCGCACCCGCCUGGCUGCGAGAAGUCGAAUGAGCGGAGUCCUGACCAGCAGUCUGCGCCUGCUGUCAUCCAAUGACAGAGUCAAUGCUUGCGUGUUGAGCGUGGCCCGCUUUGUCGCUGUGGUAAUGGGGGUCCUGCUCGUCACCGUGCCCACACUGCUGCUGCUGCUGGAGUCAGAUAUUGACGUGUCCUUCCUCCAUGAGAUCCGGCAGACACCGGAGUUUGAGCAGUUUCACUACGAGUAUUACUGUCCGCUCCGACGCUGGAUCCUGUGUAAGAUCAGCAUGGCCAUGGAGAACCUGUGGUCAGACUGAGAAGGGAAAAGACAUCCAAAAAAAGAGCAGAGAGAAGAGUCACUGUGAGGAAAACAAAUACGUUCAAGUGUAUGUCUUAACAUGUGAUUUAAUCUUAUAUUUAAUCUAGUAUUUAGCCAAAACACCAGUCUGCCAAAGAGAUGAAAUGAGACUUUGUAGUUUAAGCAACACUACAUUGGCUCACAAAAUUCUUGUUGGAUGUUUCAUUAAAAAAAAAAAAUCAAUUAAAUUUCUGUCAGGAUCCCUAAAAUGAGGCAAAAACACUGGAACAAGAGCAUUUGUUUCACCUCUUUGGCUGCGUAAUUUGCUGUGUGGAAGAGCGAAAUACGAUUUUAAUUGUAGCAUUUAGUCACUUGUUAAGAUAAACACUUCAGAUAGUGAUGAAGUGAAAAGAUAGAAGAAAGUAGAUGCUCAAGGAGGAACUUGUGGAAAGGGAUGUAAUGGACAUAGAAAAAGUUCCAAAAAGAAGAAAUUUGAAUGGCUGUUCACUCCUGAUGCUGAUAAGUUGAUGCGGAGACUCUCCACGAACCUUUCUGAUUGGUUCCUGUCCUUGGAGCAGAGCACCUGAUUGGUCACAGAGCCUGUCAGUCAUGACGGAGUGGGUGGACGCAGAAAGCUAUGAUUGAUUAGUCACUGAACAACAACAUCCACAGUCAGAGGUACAUUAUAUAAAUAUAUACAUAUAUAUUUAAAAAAACAACAAGAGAUAUUGAUAAUAAUGCCAAUUAAAAAAACUUGUUUUUAACAUUUUGUACAUUUUUAUGUGAUCCAGAUCUUUCAGGAAUUUUUCAGUCAGAGGAUCUACUUUGAGCUUAUUUUCAAAUUAAUAGUUUACAAAAGAUUACAAAAAAAGCGAAUUUACUGAGAUUUAUCAGGGUGUGAGUGUUGAAAAAUUUAAACUAUUUUUUAGGACUACCACCAACAGUUGUUGGCUUGGUAGCACCCUGGCUUUUUCCUACAGAGGCUAUAGCACAAAUCUUUUACACAGAUCACUGAUUACAACUGUUUCAGAUUACGUGAUGUCAUUUUGGAAGGAAGGCCCGAGAGAAACUCUCAGCUUGUUUUCCUUGAUAAAAUGUUUUUCGAUGAAAGUGUUAAUGUCAUCUGAACUAAAUGUUAGCUCAUUAGUUUACGGUCGCUCAUGCGUCUUUAAACACUAUGGACAGAGUCUGCAGUAAAUGUAUGAAAAAAGGAAGAAAAGGUUAUAUGGAAGCUUAUGAGGGAAAAUGAUCGUGGAAUUAAGGUUCAUUUUUGAUUAGUCAGCAACGUGCUACUUCACAGGGAGCGGUGCAUAAGUUUCAGGAGAAACUAAGAUGGGUUGGUGUGGCUGACUCAAAAGAGUGUGCUCCAACUACACUGUGUCUAGAUGAUACACGGUGGGACAAGUGAUGCGUUUAAUGGCCUGAAACCGCUCAUGAAGGUAAUGUAUUGGUGCGGUUGCAGUUGCAGUUAUUAAUCUUGCAGAAUAAGAUCAGCAGUUUGGUCACAGACACAGUCAUUAGAGUACAUUUCUAAAAGGUUCUGUGGUUGCAUCAUGUUGAGUAUUUAUCUUUGGAUGUGACCAAAGACAGAGGUAUCAUGUUGCAGUGUAGACACAGUGAAUCAUGGGAUUCUGGUUUGAGGAGAUUUAAGGUUCUGUUCAUGGACAUAUACUUCUGAUUCGGCUUAAGUAUUUACCCCGAUCAGUCACCAAAUAAACUAAAACCACUUUCCUAGCACUGUAUAGGCCCCACAGGUACUGGCAAAAUCCUCUGAGAGGGAGCAUUAAGGAUCCUCUGUUUCCUGGGAAUGCUUUAUCAGAUUGGGAUCUGAGGAUAUUGGAUAAUAUGUCAGCACUGCUUUAUUUGCUUUACUUGGUGGAUAUCAAAGUAAUAUCAACACGAAGGCCUACAGUUUCAUAGCGAAACAGUCCCUAUUCACUUCAGGUGUGUUUGCAUAGACUCAUCAUCAAUGUCAUGAUAAUCUGUGGAUUUUAAUGAUUUCUUUGAGCAUUUUUUUCAGGGUAGAAUGAUUUUACAAUAUACAUAUUUAAUGACUAUAAAAAUACAAACUUUGUGCAUGAGUUUCAAUUCAUUUUGGAUUUUCUCUAAUUCACAAAAGGAUAGUUAAAGUAUAAGUAAAAAGUAUGCAGGCUUAAAUAUAUAGAUGUACUCUGACUAAUAUUUUGUUGAAAAUCUCUUGUUGCACCUUGACCUCAUGCUUUUGGUAGCCAUCAACAUCUCUGUUGUAAUUCUAGCUGGAUAUUUGACCACUCUUGGCAGAAUUGGUAGAGUUUAUUUAACUGGUUGGUUUCUUGGUAUGGACCCGGCUUUAAAGCACAGUCCAUACAUUUUCAAGUGUUCAGGAUAGGACUUCAGAAAGGACACUCAAGAAGCUUAACGUUAGGCUGCUUUAUGCAUUCCAAAACCAGUUUUGAUGUGUUCUGGGAUCUUUGUCCUGUUGGAACACCUUAUUGUGUCCAAAUGAUGUUAAAGAAUUUGGAUGAAGUCCUCUGUCUUCAUUAUUGAAUCUGCUUUGUCCAGUGUACCAAUACCACUGGCAGCAAAACAGACGCAGAGCAUGAUGCUACCACCACCAUGCUUGAUAGUUAGUGCAGAGUAGGUUUUAAAGCCUGAGCUCCAAAAGUAGCUCUUGUCAUUGUGGCCAAACACCUCAAUAUUUGUCUCAUUUCACCAUACACCUUUUCUCCACAAAAAAAUGUGUCCAUGUGGACAGCUCCAAAAUUUAUUCAAGCGACACCCUGUGUCCACCCUGUGUCCACCAUGUGUGGAUUAGAUAAAAAAUACAUUCAAAAUAGUGCAGCCGGUCUUUAAAGAUGUAUGCUGUACAUUGAUUCCACGCUGGGAAAAGAACAGUUCAAGGAAAUCAUUAAAAGCCCAAAGUUGCCAUAACUUUCAUGACGCGUGCAUGUAAACAUCUGACCACAACUGUAAUUUGUUGUUGAUUGGUAUGUAAAUUUAGGAUCAACUCAAGCCAUUGGAAGUGACAUCCUGCUAUAUAUAUACAAAGGAAAACUGAUCUGGACCAGAGAGUGUAGGAUUUUGGAAGUUAUUCACAUUUGUCUACCAUGAAAGUAUAAAAGGUGAGGUCAAAUAUAAAGCAAGUCAAGGUUUCUGUGUGUGUGCUGUCUGUAUAGAUGAUCUCAAAAGUGUCACUAAGUAAAAGUUGACGUUUUGGACCUUACAGCCAUUAACUUGUUGGUUGAACCUGUGACGAUGGCUGUCUGUUACAGCAUAGUGGCUCUGAAUGAAAGUGAGGCUAAAUGGCUUCAGAUCAAAUGAAAACAGAUGUAGUUGUGUCCGAAAUGUAGUUUGAUUUGGAUCAACUUCUCAGGAAAGGGCAUUUAUGCAGUUUAUGUUUAAAAAAUGAAAAAGUCAUUAAUAAAAAAAAAUGCAUAUACACACCAUGUAAUUUAUCCAUAACCUUUAUCUCAUAUGUCUUGCUAUUUAGAAUAACCAAGCACUGUAGGUGAAGUUAGACAUUAAUAUGUUGGCUGACUGUCUGUGUUGUUGUAGCAUAAUUUCACUCAACUAAUGUAUGCAUCCAUGUCAGUUUCAUUAAAAUACUACACAAAACUCCUUCUCUGAGAGCCUGUACGUGCAGUUUGGCCUUCAUAGAUAAACUUCAAUGCUCUUUGCACUACUAUCACAACUGGGAAUGGCAACAAAGUAUAAUUUCUAGCCAGUCUCGAGGGUCUAUUACAAAAUCAUCAUUUAAAGUUGAUUUUUCCACUCCUCAUACUCUUUGUAAGUGAGCUGCUACAGAGGCUUCUGCAGUGCACAGCCCUCACAUUCUCUUCUAUCUAUUCUGCCUCAUGUUAUCAGCUGUGUUGUCGUGUAACUGUGGACUUUAUGCAUUAAGAAGCUUUAUGCAUAUAUAGCAGAUAUGCAGUAACAACAGGAACAAGUUUAUUUGAGGACAAAGCAUUUAUUUUCCUACUACAGCACAUGCACUGAGUUUCAAAGGUGAAACUGAGCAAAGGGCCAAAUGACUCUGAUGACGAUGUUUGCAUCUAACGCUGCAGAUUCUGAGAUUUCUUUUUUUUAACGGCUUCGCUCGAGUGAACAAAGCUGAUCUGUAUGCACUGCUAAAUGAUCACCAUCAUCUCUCUCUUCAUAGCGUGUAUGCACAGGCAUCAAAGUGCUCAAGAGAUUCACCACAGAUUAAAAGACUCUUCACGGCUGUAAAGAUGCAGGCCUUGGUUCUUUAUUUCUGUGCUCCAUCUUCCUGCAGUUAAACCAGGGAAUCUCUCUUUUUUGGUUCCUUUUGCUGACCUCUCAGUGCAAGUUGCAUGCCCUUCAUCUGUAAAUACUGUGUUUAUAGCUGUGGCAAAAGAAAAAAAACAGUCUGGUUAAAGAUUUCCUUUCUUUCUUCCCUCUGUGUGUCUUGUCUGUGUAAAGCAAUCCACUGUAGAUUACAGGCUUGGCUGUCUCAACCAUCUUAGAUAAAUGCAUGUUCUCUGUGUUUUUACCAAGAGGAGAAACUGAUGAUCUUUUUGAAACCAAAAACCACUUUGCAGUGAGCUUUGGACUUAAUUUUAGUCACUCACUUCUCAACAUAGGCUACAGGUGGUUGCUAACUGUGUUAACUUUUUCUGAGUAUAAGACGUUGGCUCCUUGGAAGAAGUAAUAUUCUCAUCCCUUGAAGAGCAGCUCCUCUAGUUAGCUACAUUGUGCUUUUGCUGUGUGCUUGUACAUCAUUAAAGCCAGACCUCAUUGCUAACAGAGCAUGCUAGCAUAUUAGCCACUGAUGCCAUUAGCAAGGCUAGAUUUCAUUCACUUUCACUUCACAGAAAUGAAUUUAACCUCACUUAUCAAAGUAUUAAUUCCAACUUCCUCAGAGUUGUAACUAGAAAAUUAGAAUCAACCACUGAUUCAUUGCAAACAACAGAAAGGCCUUUGGUGUCUAUUUGAUACUGUAGCAUUAUGUUAGUCUGUAGCUCAAUUAUACAUUAACAGCCUUUAAGAAAAGGGGAAUUGAACCACUUUGAGAUUCAGCUCUUUUUUUGAGCUACAGAACUUGGGUUUCUGUUAUUGACAAAAAGGAUACAGGAUGGACUGAGAGAACAACUUUUGUUGCCUAAACGUAAAGAAAACUGUGAUAAAGAAAAAAAAAUAGUAAAGUAAAAAAAAAAGAAAGAAAUCACACCAUUUGAUGUCAUGUCUGAGUGCAAAUUCAGAAGAUACCGGCAUGAGUCAAGUAUUUACAAACCUUAAAUUUAACUGCUUGUCUACAUAUCUGGAAAGUUAACAGCAAAAACACUUAACUAACACUUGGAAAUCAGAUAGUUUAAAAUGACUAUACACAACCGAAUACACUAAUACAUGUUUUAAUUCAUUUAUUUAAGAUUUUAAAUAUUUGAACUCAGGUCUACUAUAUGCAAAACUACUGGACAUCACAUGGUAGAGCAAAAUAAACUGUAUAUUAUUUCAGUGUUGUGUGGGCAUGUAAAGUAGUAGCAGAAUCUCUUGCACGGUCCCUGUAUUGUUUUGAUUGUUAUGGUUAAAUCUGAUUGUUUUGUUGUUUUAUCAGUUAGUCAAAUCAUUUUGUUGUUUCUUUUUUGUCAUUUUGUCACUUUUAAUAAUAAACUCUGGGAGAUUUGAUUUAGGAAGAGUCAGAAAAAAGGGGAAAACCAUCCCUCGAGUAACGACCCCCCCCCUCUCUACUGGGACAACCAAGCCUUAUGAACUUUGUGAAGUGAACAUUUUGAAUGUUUGUAUGUUAUAACAGAAAACAUGGUUUGUUUUAUAUGUUAAUACUGCCACAAUAAAGCUCCCUGAUGAAUAUACAUUGAAA
Messenger RNA from Oreochromis niloticus (Nile tilapia), 8153 nucleotides. RefSeq names its product FERM domain containing 3 (gene frmd3). Gene Ontology annotation, biological process: actomyosin structure organization. Gene Ontology annotation, cellular component: cytoskeleton. The coding region runs from base 441 to 2357 and encodes 638 amino acids. NCBI's taxonomy places the organism in Eukaryota, Metazoa, Chordata, Actinopteri, Cichliformes, Cichlidae. The transcript is spliced from 17 exons. The record is from RefSeq and is a predicted model, not a curated record. Gene Ontology annotation, molecular function: cytoskeletal protein binding.